AUGGCGUUAUCAGUGAGAUUGGGUCAAGAAAUGGAGGUUAAUUGUAUAGUUAAUGACUACAUUUCAUACUACCUGCAGAUGAAUGGUUAUGAAUGGGGAUCUGUGAAUGCUACUCCGUCUAAAGUGAAUAGUUCACUAAGAUCACUAGCAAAUGAUUUCAAAACUAAAUAUCCAGACAGAAUUUUGAAAAUGACUAAUGAUCUCAAUAUACAUCCGUCUAAUGCCUGCCCUAUUCUCUUGGGAGUUUCCAACGAACUAUUUAGUGAUGGGGUCACUUGGACGAAAAUCGUCGCAUUCUUUGUAUUCGCCAGCGAAAUGGCUCUCAUUUGCCAUAGAUACGGGAGCGACACGAAAAUAGUCAACGACGUGGCAGAAUGGUCUACCUCGUAUAUUAAAUCUAAUUUACUAAUGUGGAUUACAUGUAACGGCGGCUGGAAUAAUCUUGUGACUUAUUUCGAACAAUACCAUGCCAUAUAA
Centruroides sculpturatus (bark scorpion) is the source of this 477-nucleotide messenger RNA. RefSeq names its product bcl-2-like protein 2. NCBI's taxonomy places the organism in Eukaryota, Metazoa, Arthropoda, Arachnida, Scorpiones, Buthidae. The coding region runs from base 1 to 477 and encodes 158 amino acids. Gene Ontology annotation, molecular function: protein heterodimerization activity; protein homodimerization activity. The transcript has a single exon. Gene Ontology annotation, cellular component: mitochondrial outer membrane. The record is from RefSeq and is a predicted model, not a curated record. Gene Ontology annotation, biological process: regulation of apoptotic process; extrinsic apoptotic signaling pathway in absence of ligand; intrinsic apoptotic signaling pathway in response to DNA damage.